AUCACACCUUUGUCAUCGAAAACAACAAUCUCAUCUACUUUGUAAAUACAUGCGGCACGUGCUAUUUGUCCUGCAAGAUACGUUCUCAAUUCUGCAGAUUGUGCAUUGUCUAAAAUCGAGCCAGAGGUUAUGGCUACGGAGGAAAGUUUCGAACAGUUCGAAGAUGAAGAGGCUGAAAUUGCUAUCGGUGGUACGUUACCAGGAGGGAGGAAACGUCUCUUUUCGAAAGAACUUCGAUGUAUGAUGUAUGGCUUUGGUGAUGAUCAAAAUCCUUAUACCGAAAGUGUUGAUCUACUUGAAGACCUCGUCAUCGAAUUCAUAACAGAAAUGACACAUAGAGCCAUGGAAAUUGGACGUACUGGACGAGUUCAAGUAGAAGACAUUGUCUUUUUAGUUAGAAAAGAUCCACGUAAAUAUGCCAGAGUGAAAGAUCUUCUAACAAUGAACGAAGAAUUAAAGAAAGCAAGAAAAGCAUUUGACGAAGUUAAAUAUGCAGGUACUGUUAGCCAGUAGAAUUAUGUUUAUAUUAUGUUUUUAAUAUAAUGAUUUUGUCUGAUUGAUGCAAUCUAUGUGAUUUUUGAUUAUAUUUUUUUUUAUUAAGAAUGGAGCAUUAGUAGAUAUAAAAAAAAGUUAUGGACCCAUAUAGAUUGCAAGUUAUUAAGCUUAAACUUGAUAAGUAACAUAGCAAGAAUAUGUCUCAAUUUUUUAAUAACAUUGUUUGGUUUGUGCAAUGCUAUAACAUUGCAUUAUUUGUACUGAGCUUAAGAAUGUAGAGUUAUCAUUCCUCUUUUUUAAUUUGUUUAUUCUUUAUAAAUUAUUUCUUUAAGAAAAAAAGUUUACAUAAAAAAUAUCAGAUAUAUAGCACAUUACAUAAUAAUUUAUAAUACAAAUAUGUUAUCUUUUAAUAUCUGCAUGCCUUACUUUGCAUGCCUUAAGCAUGUCCAUACUUUUUAUGUUUACAUUCCAUGUACAUGCAAAGACUGGACAUUCUUUUACUAUUAUUUAAAAGAAUAAUACUAAAACAUAAAGAAUACUAGAAAGUAUUAUUACCUAGUAAAAUUGGUGUAUAUUAUGCUUUUCAAUUUUUAUAUUUUUUUCUAAAUGAUCAAACUAAAUUUUCAUUAAACAAUUUAUUAAUAACAUAUAAAUAUUUUAUGUUUUUACAUUUUACUUUGUUAAGUAGUGUAUACAUAAGAAACACACAUGUACAUGAAGUAUAAGACAUUGUUGUUAAUCGCUAUAAUAAAUUGUUUGCAAUUUUUAUUGAUUAUUCAUUUGGUUAGAAAUGUUGUAUUUUUAUUUAUUUAUUAUUUAUAAAAUUAGUCUAAUAGUUUCCCCGUUUUUCAUUUUUUGUCGCACAGUUAGAUUUUUUUCAUAAGCUUUUUAGAAACUAGCUUACAAAAUAAUGCAUGUUUUAUAUAUAUCAAGUUUUUUUCUAACUAUGACAUUAAUAAUAUCAUGACUAGUGCUACAAAAUGCUGUACAAAAUUGUUGUAGUUUCACUUCAGUUUUUUAGUUCAUUUGAAUGUUGCACAAUCUCAGAAACAGCUUCUUUUGCUGACAGAAUAACGUCAUUGAUUCCCACACCUUGGUAAGAAGAACCACACAAUGCUAGAGGGAUUCUACGUGAAGAAAUAUAAUCACGGAUAUGAUUUAAACGUUGUGCGUGACCCACUACAUGUUGGGGAAUACAGUCCUUCAGAAUGGCCACAUUAAAAGCUAUGGGCUCUUUUUUAAUAUUCAGGAUUUCUUUGACUUGUUUAAUUGCUAUAUUCAACAAAUUUUCAUCUGAUGGAUCUUUGCCAAAGUAUUUUUCAAACCAUGCACCACCCAUCAUUACUGUUAGUACCUGGUUAUUAAAUAUUUUAUAUGUAAAUACAAAAUUGAAUAAUUGUCUAGUCUACUAUAGAUUUAUAAAUGUAGAUAAAGUUUUGCACAUGUUUUUAUGCGUUUAAACGAAGUUCUUAAAUUGAUAAUCAAUAAAAUAGUAAUUUAAAAAUGUGUUCACGAGUAAAUCUAAUGUAAAUGUAAAUAAAGUCUUUCUAUUUUUUACAUACCGUCGAAGAGUCUUUAGGAAAAAUACAUGAAUCGAAAAUCACACCAAGAAUUGGAAGAUUUUCUCCUGGUGGAACAAGAAAACCAAAAGCAUUCAUAGGCAAGACAUUAUCUGCAAAUUGGAGAUUAACUACAGCCACUGUAACCAUAGGUAUUGAUCUUAAUUGUUCUGCCAAAUCAGGAUGUUGUUCUUCCAAUAGUUUUGCUAGAGUUUUUGCUGGUAGACUUGAGAUAACAUGAGAACAUUUUCUUGCUUUUCCAUUAAUAGUUAAUUCAACAUGAUUGGAUUGAAAAAAGAGUUUUUCACAGUGACUAUUUAAUUGUAUAUCAACACCUUGACUUUGUAUAUUAUUUCCUAAGGAACGUGGUAGUUCUUCGAGUCCUCCUUUUAAACCCCAUACUACCCAUUUUUCUGUGUCAGCCCUUUUAGCUAAGUUUGAUUUAUAUUCUAUUUUAUUAUUAACAUUUUUCUUUUUAAAUAAUUGUUUGAGUAAUCCUUUUGUUAUAGAUCCAUGUUUUUGUUCUGCUUCAAACAAAGAUUUCAUUAAGAAAUUUACGCUUAUCUUUUGUGCAUCACCGGCACAAAUUCCACAAAUCAUAGGGCUAACAAGAUAAUCUGCAAUAUCUUUUCCUAUUCUUCUUGUAGUAAAACUAUAUAUACUUUCAUCGUCCUUACGAACCAUUGGUGCUAUCAAAUCUUUUACAAGAAAACUUGCUAAAGAACGAUUUAAUAAAGUAUUAGUCUUAAUUAUACUAAGGAAAGAAUUUGGCAAUAAAUGUAAUUUAUUACGCGAAUAAAUCAUUCUAUUCUUAGCA
Messenger RNA from Vespula pensylvanica (western yellowjacket), 2871 nucleotides. RefSeq names its product transcription initiation factor TFIID subunit 13 (gene Taf13). The coding region runs from base 130 to 513 and encodes 127 amino acids. The transcript has 4 exons. NCBI's taxonomy places the organism in Eukaryota, Metazoa, Arthropoda, Insecta, Hymenoptera, Vespidae. Gene Ontology annotation, cellular component: transcription factor TFIID complex. Gene Ontology annotation, biological process: transcription by RNA polymerase II. Gene Ontology annotation, molecular function: protein heterodimerization activity. The record is from RefSeq and is a predicted model, not a curated record.